This is a messenger RNA of Rhinolophus ferrumequinum (greater horseshoe bat), 2786 nucleotides long. It is a transcript of the gene NSUN6, whose product is annotated as NOP2/Sun RNA methyltransferase 6. The coding region runs from base 463 to 1887 and encodes 474 amino acids. NCBI's taxonomy places the organism in Eukaryota, Metazoa, Chordata, Mammalia, Chiroptera, Rhinolophidae. The record is from RefSeq and is a predicted model, not a curated record. The transcript has 13 exons. Gene Ontology annotation, molecular function: methyltransferase activity; RNA binding. Gene Ontology annotation, biological process: RNA methylation.
AAUUGACGCUAUCUGGACGCGCUUUCUGCGGAGAAAUUGGGGGCGCGGUUUUGGAAAUUAGAUAUCGAGGUGGGGUGCAAUCGAGCUGGUGCCAGCCAGGUUUGCUGAUCUCUGUCGAGUUCCCUCAUAAAGGAUUUGCUCGUCUCGCCUUUGUGCGGUUGCUGUUCUGUGUAACGGGUGGUUUUGCCUCGCAGUGACUUCCGUGAGCGCCCUUAAAGGAGGAACGAGGACCGGUGUGGUGGAGUCGAGGAAGCCGCUCUACACCGUCUGCUCUGGGGAAAACGGGGAUGCUCCUUCGCAUCUCCGAAUUCAGCUCGGUGUGAACGGCGCUAUUUUCCUGGGCAUCUGCUGGUCCCGGCACGUUGAGUGGUUUUCAUUAAAAAGACGCUGCUUAAUGUAAUUCGUGAAGAGGGUAAACACCGUGUUCCAGCCUUUCUCUUGGAGAACCGAGCAACAAGAGAAAUGUCUGUUUUCCCUAAAAUAUCUUUGAGACUUGAGGUUGCAAACUACCUUAAAGAGGGCUUUAUGAAUGAGGAGAUUGUAUCUACCUUAGGUAAACAAGUAGCAGAAAGGAAGUUUGAAACUCUGUUAAAUCACUUGUCACACCCUCCGUCAUUCACAACUGUUAGAGUGAAUACACAUCUAGCCUCAGUACAACAUGUGAAAAAUAUGUUAUCCGAUGAACUUCAGAAGCAGCUUAAUGGAUUAAGUGUUCCCAUUCUUCAACAUCCAGACCUUCAGGAUGUCUUACUUAUUCCUGUUAUCGGACCUAGGAAGAAUAUAAAACAACAACAAUGUGAAGCCAUUGUUGGAGCCCAGUGUGGCAAUGCAGUGUUAAGAGGAGCCCACGUGUAUGUUCCAGGAAUUGUGUCAGCUUCAAAAUUUAUGAAAGCUGGAGAUGUGGUUUCUGUGUAUUCUGAUAUUAAAGGCAAAUGUAAGAAAGGAGCCAAAGAAUUUGAUGGAACUAAAGUAUUUCUUGGAAAUGGGAUUUCUGAAUCAAGCCGCAAAGAAAUCUUCAGCGGGCUACCUGACCUGAAAGGUAUAGGCAUAAGAAUGACAGAACCGGUAUAUCUCAGCCCUUCUUUUGACAAUGUACUGCCUGGCUACUUAUUUUUACAGAAUUUGCCAUCUACUGUAGUAACUCAUGUUCUGGAUCCUCAGCCUGGAGAGAGGAUUUUAGAUAUGUGUGCAGCACCUGGAGGCAAAACAACACACAUUGCAGCACUGAUGCAUGAUCAGGGAGAAGUAAUAGCACUCGAUAAAAUAGCGAACAAAGUAAAAAAAAUAAAGCAGAAUGCUUUACUGUUGGGACUGAAUUCCAUUAGGGCGUUUUGCUUUGAUGGAACAAAGGCUGUUAAACUCGAUACGGUUAAGGACACAGAAGGAGAACCUCCAUUCUUACCAGAGUCUUUUGACCGAAUUCUUCUUGACGCACCCUGCAGUGGAAUGGGACAGAGACCAAACAUGGCUUGUGCGUGGACUUUGAAGGAAGUGACGUCAUAUCAACCAUUACAGCGAAAACUCUUCACUGUGGCAGUGAAACUGCUGAAGCCAGGGGGCAUGCUGGUUUAUAGCACAUGCACGAUCACACUGGCAGAAAACGAAGAGCAGGUGGCCUGGGCCCUCACAACAUUUCCUUGCCUUCAGCUUCAGCCUCAGGAACCACAGAUUGGAGGAGAAGGAAUGAUGGGAGCGGGCCUGUCAUUUGAACAAUUGAAACAGCUGCAGCGAUUUGAUCCAUCUGUUGUGCCAUUACCGGACACAGACUUUGAUUCUCUGAGAGAUGCCAAAGUGGAAGACAUGAUUUGGCUGGCAAAUAAGGAUUGUAUAGGUUUUUUUAUUGCAAAAUUCAUAAAACGGAAAAGCACAGAGGAGACAGAUCCUUAGAAAUGAAAAUUCCAAACAUUUCCUGGGUGUGUGUGUGUGCACGCGCCCACUUUAAUUUAAAAACCAAACUGCUGUCAAGCCAAGUGAUUGACGACAUGGUUGCUAAGGAAACAGAAACGGUUGCCAGAGGUUUCACCAGGGAUCAAGAGACAUAGAGGAAGUAAUCAGGGUGGUCGGAGAUUAUAAAUUUAAAAUAAUUUUUUUCUUUAUGGAUUUAGCAGAGUAUAAAGAAAAGUAGAUUCCUAGAGAUGUCUGAAACAUAGUUUCAUUUGGGGUCUUGUGUUUUAAUUUGUAUAGAAUACAAACCACUUUUAAUGUUAAUUGGUGAAUCUAACAAAAGGAAUAAAAUUAGCAAUAUUUAAUUUGGUUAUAAAAAAUACUUGUUUUCCAUUCCUGAGUGCCUAAGGAGUAGUUCCUUAAGAACUCAGGGCAUGGGAAGUAUGACAUUUAUCAUGUGCCAAUCACGACGCCGAGCACUUUACCUCUUUUUCUGCUUACUAUCUUGGUAAGUAAACGCUCUUUCAAAUGAAGUCUGGACGUCUUCUAAGUGACAGCCUUCCUUUACUUUGUUUACAUUACUUUGAGCUACAAAGUAAAAUGAAUAUUUUCUUCACUUGGUAGAUUAAAAAAAUGAGAAUAUCCCACAGUUUGGAUACCUGUUAUCAUCUAUUGGAACACAUACCAUACAAGUUAUUAGAGACGUGCUUGGUGAGAAAGAGGCAGCCAGCUGCUAACUGGGAACUGGCCCGGCACUUACAGCACUUUCUAGGUGGACUACAAAAAUCACGGUUCUGCAACUGAGUCGGUUAAGAUUAAGCCUUCGCUGCGUGAAAAGACUACUUUUACAUUCCACAGGAGCAAAAACAAGGAGCCAACAGAUGAAUGCUUUCCCAGUCACC